GUACAUAGAUAGUAUAUAGAGAGACUGCUGGCGAUAAGCAAUCGGAAUGUGGCUACUACCAAUUGUUGGGAAUAUUUUGUUUUGCAUUGGUUUUGUAAAAUCCCAAUUUCAACCAGGAUGCAGUUUUUCAAAUGGACAAUGUAUUUACAACGUCAAGCUUGGACAGUCACAGUUAUGUGACGCAAUAGGUAGUUCUGACCAUUCAACAGCCUCGACACAUUCAAGCUCUGGUGGGUGUUCAUGUGACGACAUUCACAAGGUUGGAAGUGACGUGACGUCACUGCAGACGACAGUGGCUGGUCUCCAAAAUGCCGUAGAUAAACUGUACGGAGAAAUGAACAUAACAAGGUCCGAUUUAACCAACACACAGGAUUUACUUCAUGCUGAGCAGCAGCAUGCUGCACAAUUGCUGGUAACUCUAAACAGCAAGGAGAAAAUAUUGAACCAGACCAAAGACGAAUUGGCAAACGUUUUGAUGACGGCAAAGGGUGAGCUGGAUAAUCUUCGACAACAGUUGAUCAAUGCCUCCAGACAACUCUCGGUGUGUCAGGGCAAUGCUGGUCUCCCUACAACAGCACCUGCAGUUUACUCUGCGUUUUCGACUUUUUAUUGCGGAUUCGAGAACUACGAAGGGUCCAUGUGCCAUUUUCAAGCGGAAACUGGCUCUGGCUACACUUCGAGUUCCGGUUAUAUUUGGUUACGUCAGAGUGGACGACCAUCAAGUCAAACUGGACCCAACAUGGACCAUACGUACGAAACAUCAUCAGGCCACUACAUGACCAUCAAUGCUGACUACAUCGCCCAGCAUACUUCUAGCAGCAGUUCACACACGAUGCGUCUCGUGUCCCCGACCUUUGAACCUGCACCAAACUACUGCAUACGUUUCUGGUAUAAUACGCACGGUGUUGACGUACAACCACUGAAAGUUUACGCAAAGAUUAACAAUGGUCUAGGAUACCCAAUCAAACUGAUUCAGUCGGUGAACAGCGUGGAAUGGAAGUUUGGAGAGGUUGAAAUAAAUUCCGAAUACACGGCUCAUAAAUUCCAGGUAGUGUUUGAGGGUAGCACUGACGCUCACUACUCGUAUACGUACCACUCUGGUAGUAGCAGCACGAAGACGUACAAGCAUAGAUACGGCAACGUCGCCAUCGAUGAUGUAUAUGUGUAUAACACAACCUGUAAAGACAUACCAGUUUGUCCAUUGAAUUCGUACAAGAAUGUAAACAUGGACAACACGACAUCGUGCUACACGUUUCACUCCUCACCGAUGUCUUGGUAUGACGCCAUUAACGAAUGUAAGAAGCAGUCGUAUAACGGUCAUCUCGCCUCGAUAUCAGAUCAGCAGGAACAAGAUUAUUUGGUUAAUCUCAUCAUGUCCGACAUAGGAUUAAUGACGACUGGCCAGAACGGAUUUUACAUUUCCGGAAAUGACGAAAAUUCGGAAAAUCACUUUGUAUGGACAAACGGAGGCUCUCCCACUUCCAUAUCCUAUUCCAACUGGUAUCCCGGGCAACCAAACAAUGUUGGUAGCAACCAAGAUUGUAUUCUGAUGCAGUACCCUGAUGCAGGAUACCAGUGGGGAGAUGUGGCCUGCACUGAGAAACAUCCGUUCAUUUGUGAAAGCAGAUACUAGAUACAAUAAAGUUGUUUAUAGUAUACAUAAUAA
Messenger RNA from Magallana angulata, 1666 nucleotides. Its product is annotated as MAM and LDL-receptor class A domain-containing protein 2-like. Gene Ontology annotation, cellular component: membrane. The record is from RefSeq and is a predicted model, not a curated record. Lineage: Eukaryota; Metazoa; Mollusca; Bivalvia; Ostreida; Ostreidae. The coding region runs from base 47 to 1633 and encodes 528 amino acids. The transcript is spliced from 7 exons.